Molecule: messenger RNA, 1400 nt
Organism: Bactrocera dorsalis (oriental fruit fly)
Lineage: Eukaryota; Metazoa; Arthropoda; Insecta; Diptera; Tephritidae
Gene: Gr94a
Product: putative gustatory receptor 94a
Exons: 2
Coding region: 1-1254 (417 amino acids)
Biological process (GO): sensory perception of taste
Cellular component (GO): membrane
Source: RefSeq, a predicted model, not a curated record
AUGCAGCACUUAAAAUUAGUCAAAAUAUGUGUUGCCAUUAUAUUUGCCAGUUUGAUGUUGUUCGGUUUCUCAGCGCAUGGCAUAUCAAUACGCAAAGGUCACUUUUACAAUUCUUAUAUAAUAGCAAUGUAUGCAUUGGCAAUUGCAAGCGCUUUCACAGUGUCUUAUGGUCAAAGUAUGCUGAACGAUUGGCAGAACGACGAAUUCGAUUUGGAAAAUGUUACUAACCUGUACAGUUACAUGAAUAUUACGUCAGUCAUUAUCAACUAUUUGACAGCGUUCAUACUGUCAAGUACAUUUGUGCGCUUUUUUAACAAUGUCUCACUUUUUGAGACAUUAAGAUUCUUCGAAGUCAGCGCGCGAACGGUGAUUGUAUCGGUGAGAUUGGUUAUCCUUAAAGCCUUAUUAAUACCCGUCAUUUAUGAGGUGACAUUUCUGUUACAACAAAUACGUAACGAGCCCGAUAAACACUUAUUGUGGACUUUAUAUACAGUCUUACCAUUGGUGCUCGCACAAAUGUAUCCCAAUCUCUUCUUUAGCGCAUUGGUUAUUGGCAAAGUUCUUGUGGAAACAUUAAAUGAACGUCUAUGUGAAAUUGUCAAUGAGGUCAAUUGCAUGCAAACUCCACUGCAGAUGAGUUUGCACAAGCCAUAUUAUCGUAUGCAGCUCUUUUGCGACUUGGCUGAUCGUAUGGACUUGCUUGCGCAGAAAUACGACAUUAUUUGUAGGCAAACGACAAAGUACUUGCAAUUACUUUCGGCGCCGGUAAUUUGUUCUCUGCUUUGUAAUUUGUGCGGCAUCACCGUAGGGUGUUUUAGGCAAUAUUUAGCUGUUGCUGAAACUUUGGUAAACAACGAACCCUAUGAUGUGUUUCAAGCUUUAACUAAUGCCGCCUUUCUGGCGAUAUCUGUAAUCGAAGUGAUGUUGCUGGCACAAAUAAGCGAUAAUAACGUAGUAAAGGUGGAAUUAAAAUUAAUAAAGAAGUUGUUAACAAUGUUAUGUAAAUCAUUUCUAUUCCAGGUGCAAGAAACUGGCUUGAUUCUACAACGCAUCAAUCUGACACAUGCAGAUUUGCGUUUCAAGCAGUCGGUGGACGCAUUUUCGCUGCUGGUAUUAGUAACAAAAUAUAAAAUUGAACCACUCGGGAUGCUGGAAAUAAAUAUUUCCCUUAUUCAAGAUGUACUGUCGGCGGUCACCAGUUUUUUGCUCAUAUUCGUGCAAAGUGAUCUCACGCUACGUUUCUCUUUAAAGUAAACUACUUGAAGUAUAAGAGACUUUGCUUACCUGGCUGAACUGCAUGAGAUUAUCCGACUGUAAAGAAAUGAUUUUUUUUUUAUAAAUUACCAAAAUUAUUUGGUAUUAUUUUACUUACAUUCAGUUCUUGUAGAUAUUGAUAAGGC